Messenger RNA from Rhopilema esculentum, 7055 nucleotides. RefSeq lists its product as uncharacterized. The record is from RefSeq and is a predicted model, not a curated record. Lineage: Eukaryota; Metazoa; Cnidaria; Scyphozoa; Rhizostomeae; Rhizostomatidae.
UAGUAUCAUUUUCUUUAGAACUUGCUUUCAAAUAUCUGGGAAGAAGCUGCUCUAAGAGCUUGGAAAUGCGCUCGAUAUAAAAGUUUUGCGGUGACACUAGUGGGCCACCGUUAUCAUGAGAAAAGAGGCACACUGCGCAACACGAUAUAAGAAAUGCCCUUCACUAUAACUUACACAAAAAGGGAAGAAGAAGCAUAAAAGUGAGUGUGUUGUGGAGAAAGUUUAUGUAAAGUCAAUUGCACUAUCUUUGAGAAAAAUAAAUAGAAAUUCUAUACAUGGAAUGUGAAUUACUUUUUUUCGAAUACUCUGAAAGCCUCGAAUCGAAACAGCGCAGAGGCAAUUCUAAUAUGGCGUAUCAAGCGUGAGGACGUUUUCUUCUUACCAUGCUGUCUUUGCUACGAGAAAGAUCAGUUUUUCGUCCACUUUUUGGAUCGUUGAAAACAUUGCGGUACCAAAAGCAAAGAAGCUUCUGCAUUAGUGGUCAGUUAGCAAUUAGGGGGAAUCGGGACACAUCGGAAAGUCAUGGAGUUCAGAUUCCCGCUUUGAGUGUUGAACGAGCACAUGAAAUUGCCACAAAAGAGAUCGCCGGAUGUGAUUUAGACAGCGAAAAUGAUCAAAUAUUCAUAGGAACAGGACAGUAUUUCCAUAUGGUGGGGAGAGACAGGGUUUUUGUCUUGCACUCGAAGGAUGGUUUUGGCCAACCAAUGCGAAAAGCCAAUGCAUCAGAAGGCCAAAAAAUAAUAUUGGAUUGUAAUUUAGCAUCGGGAGAUGUUGAUAAACUAAUGGAAAAACUGGAAACUGCAACCAACUGCAAAAUUUGCAAUGGAGAAAUAAAUUCAGUUGACAGAGGGGACUGGAGUUUUGGUUUUACAGUGCGACAUAAAUUUGCAAUUUUUUCAAAAAAUGCCUUAAGCUAUUGUAACUUAAAUGGAAAUAAAACCUUAAAUUUGAUGGCGAACGGAGAAGAAGAGAUUAUACCUCUUACACAGGUGAAAAAUAUUAAUGUAAUACUUUCAGAAGAGCCAUGGAAUGAGCAAGCAAUCGAAAUAGAACUUAAAAAUGAAACUUUUACACAAAUUGUUGGCUAUAGCCUUGAAAAUGACAUGAGGGAUCUAGCAACCCUGAUGGUUGACACUGAGUGGUCAGUCAAGGCUGCUGCUUUAUUGUGCUUAAAGUUAAGGAAGUUGGGCCACCCAGUCAAUUUAAGAUUGCCAAGAGUUCUCACUGUGCAAGGAAAUCCUUGGGUUGAAAAUAGACAUGAGAUUUGGACAAAGUUUUCAUUGUCGAUAUAAUCUUUUUAUAGAGAGCAGAAAAUUGGAUUUCUUUCAAAUUCAGAAUUUCUCAUUUUACAGAAAGUUUUUUUUCUAAAGCAAAUAGAGUAGGCAUCAUAUCCUGAAGAAUGAUGACUAUUUAAAUUUCCAUUGAUUGGACUAUACAAAAGACAAUUGCAAUGUUUAAUGCACAGUUGACUAAUUGGAAAUUGUGUCUUUAAUCAAAGCGAUGCUUGAAAUCAUGCAUAAAAUAUAGUCUUGAUACAGAAAUAUAGUCAUUUUAAUUAAAAGUGAGCUGGAUAUUUAUAAAUGAAGCCAAGGUAUUAAAACUGAUAUUUAGCAAUUUAAUGAAAGUUCUUGAAUGUGAUUUCUUUAAAUCGAAAGUUUUUCCUUCAAACUCAAACAACCAAAAAUAAUUUCAUUUUAGGAGGUCUUUGUUAAUAUCAUGAAACUAGAUCUCGUCAUACCCAUAGAGACGGUGCAAAAAUUGUAAGAAGAAAAACUACAAUUAUAUUUAUCUGAAUAAUUCACUUAUACUGUGUGCUGGAUAACAGAAACAAAAAAUACAAAGCACAAUAAUCCUCAAUUUUUUUGUUCAUCUUACAUGAUCUUUAAUCAUCCUUUUGUUCAUCAAUUUUCUAAUGAUUAAACGGUUCCUCAAAUCUUGAAACUCAUAAUAUUUAUCUAUUAAGGGACUUGGUUGAGAGCCUUCAGUGAAUGAAUUCUUACAUAAUGACAACAAUUUUCAAUAAAUAUCUGUAAACAUAGAUUUAAUAUUCAUCUAUUUACAACAUUAAACUAUAUAUUUAUUGUUAUUCUUUAAACAAAACCCGAUAAAAACAUCUAGGAUAAAAAGUAAACUUUCAAAAAACAUAUUUGACAAGGUUGCAAUUCAAGCCCAGCAACUGUCAUUGUCAAAUUGGUCACCUAAAAGCUGGAACUUAUUGAAGUUUCUCUCAUGUUCAAAACUUUUAUACUUGUUACAUUUGGUUGGUUUGGUGGUGAAAUUUGACAAAAUAAUGGGAAGCAGGCCUUUGUGUCAAGAAAUUGUCACAAGCAAGGACUGCUAGGGCAAUCGUCCCUCCAACAAUAUUUAAGGGGAGAAGGAAGCCCUCCAGUGUCUGAGGGUGCAUUACGGUUUCAACUGCCCGCAAUUGCCUAACUUUUGGCUUCCUAGAUGCGUGAUGACAGCUGAUUUGUAAACAAACUGUUUGAUAUAAUGAUAUAUAAAUGUGAAUAAUGAAGCAACUUGAACUUUCAUUCAGGCUUUUCAUGAUACAUAGGAACUAACUUUUGUUAAAUGAUUUUCCUGUCCCUUGCUAACAAAACAUAUUUUUGCAAGGGCAGCCAAUAGCCUGUGCAAAUAAUUCAGGCAGGUGGUUGGCAACAGCAAAUGUGACUGCCUGCUUGAAAUGAAAAGGCCUGACGGAAGAGAGCAUUCAUAGAGUUAUUGGCCUUAGAUAAUACUUAAAACUACAAAAGUCUUAAGUCAAAAGUAUCUGCAAUGAACUUUGUUUUUGAGGAAAAUAAAUUCAUGUUAAAUCUGUCCCUUCUGCCCAUUCACAGCAAAGAACACAAUAAGGUGGUGCAUCAGUGCAGUCUCUGUCUCUUGUGUGCAAAGUGUGAAAAGCACUUUUUCCAAGUGUGUCUGCUUGUUCGAAUAAAGCCAUGCUUCAACUAUUCAAAGUCUGGAAUAUCUUCAUAUGAAUAACCUCUGUAUCCCCUCCAAGCACAAUAGGCAAUUCGCACAUGAUAGAAGCCAGGGAUGAAAAGCAAAGAUCCCAAGAUGAGCAUUGGGUAAGUGCGAUCAGCAUACUGAAAAAUGAAAAGUAAUUUGUUCCCACUUUCAAAUUACAGUGACACAAAUCUCAUAGGCUAAAACAUCAGGCCUUGUAAAAAAAAGCAGGUGCUUGGCAAACUGUAAACAUUUUACUUUUUGAGUGCUCCAUUCAAUAGCCUUCUAGUUGAAUUAGAAGUCAACAGAAGUUCAGAGAUGUGCGCUAAUUUAAAUUUUAAAAAUUGACAUACUGAUAAAUUCAAUCCCAAAUUCAAAAACACAAUCAAACAUUUCAAAAAGAGAGCACUCAAUUACUCUCAAGUUGGUCUGUGGUCCUAUAUGUAUGUAGAGAUGUUAGUUAAUCAACUUAAACACUUUGUUCUUAAUCAUCAUCAAUCAAGGGCAGGCACCCAAUUGAUCAAGCUCAUAGAGCUUGCUAGGUGUGCGGGGAGGCCCUCAAUUAAGACAGUAUUUUGACUGAGACAGUAUUUAAUUAAGACAGGCCUGACAAUUAUAGAGACAGUAUUUUGUCUACAGUGCUGUUACUUUUGUAUAUGCCUUGGGUUUCAAUAUUUUUUAUUGUUAAGGAAAUUCCUCUUCCCAUCCCACAAUGAAGAAAAGGCUCUAUUUCAGAUCACUGAGAGAAUGCUUAUGAUGAAUGGAAAGAUAAACAAUGUAGGAGAAUCAAUAAACUUAUACUUGAUUUUCUGGCUUCUAGAAAUCCUUACCAAAAUUGUUGGGGCACUUGCGCAAAGAUAAAGCUUUAUUUGGAAAAAUCCUCCCCUACCCCCCAUUACAAUGCUGUUCAGUUUAGCUGGUUUGAUACUGAGAUAAAAAAAAUUUUACUUAAAAGCUGUAUGAAGGUAUUGAGAAAAUAAAUCAACAUUGUACGGGGGGAGGGGGUUGAAAUUUCGGGAGGGGCAGUGAUAUUUUGGUAAGGUAUUUUGAGACAUGUUUUGUUUAUUUGCAUGCUGCAAUAGGAAGGCAUUCCUAUUGCAGCAAUGAUUGCAUGUUGAGUUUGAACAGUCCUUUAUUGACAAUAUAUAUAAUACCUCUACAUCAAUGUAGCCAGUGAAAAGAAGAGCACCAAUAACCAAUAGCAAGGUGCCAAGGGUAAACAGAAAUAUAGCCAGCAGGAUAGCUUUCACAGGUGGUUUUGGUGGUGGUUUUCUAAACUGUGCAUCAAUAAAACCAUCAUCAACAGACUGUACUUUGUGGUACUUUACAGUUGAUGAGUUUCGUAGUGUUGGCAUUAUAGAAUGUCUUUAGAACUUCAGGAAGUCAACCUGUGAAAAAAAUAACCACUCCAUAAGCUAUUCUAUGACAUUACAAGAUGGUCACAAAUUAUUGCUAAAAUAUUCAUCACAUAAAACAAAUAAGGCACAAAUCUAUCAUUUGCAUUUUCUUUGCCAGUCUCCAUUUGUCAGGGCAUAAUUCUAGUAUCUUUUUUAUUAAAACAAAUUUAUCCAAAAAAUAUUUGGUACUAAAAGGGCCAAUCAUAUAGUUACUUGAACAAAUCGUUACAAACAAUAGUUUGUGCCAAGGAUAAAACUCAAAAUAAACUUUUUAUUUAUGUAAGAAAGUGGCUUAUCAAGUGACGAUACUCCUGAACACUUAUGGAGAGGGAACAUCUUACAAGAUAUCACAGAUAGGCCUUUCUCACUCCAAGAAAACAAGAAAUGACAUCUACCUUUUUCUGAUGAUUUCACUAAGUAAAUUUCUGAUUUCCGAUCUUAGAGUAUUGCUCUUGUAUGUUUUGGAAACAAUUAUGCAAUGGAACACAUAAGUCUUCAGGCAAGUAGCAUCAUGUGAAAGGAUAGAAAAGGCUCCAUUAAAGUGCUUUUCUUGACAUAACUUGGAGCUGUAACUUCAAAGCAAGCUUGCAUUCGAAAAGUCACAAAAUAAAAUUUAUAUAAAGUUACAAUUAGGCUGUUUAUGAUAAUAUUAAUUCUAAGGGGGUUAGACAGCCUUGAUCUUAUAAUACAAUGUAGUGGUUGUGCUUUUGUGUUUGCUUAUCACUUUUCAAAAUUUAGCACGAAAUUAUUUGGCUCCAGUGCAGAUGCCUAACUAUCAACAUUCUGAACAAAAAGACUAGGUCAGAAAAUACCUCAAAAGAUCUUCAGUUCAAAACUUCAGAGUAGCAUUUACUCUUCCUUUUAAUUUCCACGUUUACUGAUAAAAAUGACAUUUUUACUGCUGGUUUGUAUUUGUUACUACAGCUUUUAGUUCACUGAGAAGUUUAGGUGCGGUGAUGAUUCAGCUAUUAGAGGAUUGACUACAGACCAAAGAGUCUGUGGUUCGAGUCUCUGGCAUUACCAAACUUUCACCCAGAGUGAAGAGAGUUGCCAGUUUUCUGUAAUUCCAGGCAUAGGAAUCACAAGGUGUGGUCACAUCAAGAGGAAGGACCAGGACGCUGCUUGAUAAGCAUAAGCUUCUCAGUGUCCUAAAAACUACCUUCGGAUGCUAGGUAGAAACAAAUACAAACACAAGCUGAGUUUAUUGAGCAGUGUCAAAGGCCUUCCCUUGAUAUGACCACACUUUGUGAUUCAUACUGUCUGGAAUUAAAGAGAGUUGGCCACACUCCUCAUUUUUAGUGAAAGUUGGGCAUUUCAGCUAUUUGGAAGCCAGAAUCUUGGAUCUGCAGUUGGCAAAUCAAACCACGAGCAAUCCUAAAUAUAUACUUAAAAACUUCCUAAUACCAAAAAUAUUAUGUUUCAAAUAGAUUGCUUCUGGCAGAUUGCUUUUAUCACUCCCAUAUUUACAGUUUUGCAUAUGAUCUUCAAUGUUAUCAAAACAUUCUAUAUUGUUUUCUUGCCCAGCUAUGAGUUGUGUUGUUAUUAUUUCAUAUCAGAAUACCAUUUUUGGGGAAUUAGUAGGCAUGAUCUUGUAGUUAGAAAGACCAUCUCUUUCACCUCUUUACAUUUGCCUUCUGCUAGGACACUGAUAGAAACUUUUAGAACAAUAAUUCUACAGGUGCAGCUCCCAUACUAACCACAACUUGCAAUGAUGCUUGGCUAGCUUUCGUAAUAAAUGCACCAGGUUGUCUAUUAGACCCAAUAAGGUGUCCAUUUUAUUCGUUCAUUUAGCUUCUUAACUAAUAUCUACGGGCUUAAAGAUACUUGUGCCAAAUAAUGUACACGCCUAUACCAAAGUGCACACUUGCAAGCUUGAAAUUUUGGACUUGCAUACCAGAUAUCUCGUUGGAAACUGUAGUAAAACUUCUUCUCUGCGGCCGGCCGUUGUUGUCAAGAGGGAAGGGAUCUUCGUCGUUUUUAUUCUGGCUUCACUUGGCUUUAAAAAUUUUACCUGGCUUUAAAGGUUUAAGAGCAAAUGAAAAAUGGAACUGAAGAAAAACCACUUACCAGAUUUCAAAGUAAAUGAAAGAUUUCACUUCAUCUCACCCACCAAAGCACAAGAAAAGAAACACAACUCUGCGCUUAAACGAGACUGAAACCUGAUGUAAACGAGGCUGAGAAUAUCCCGAUGCCGCGUCCAACAGGAAAUAAAUAAGCAUGAUGAAUCAUGAUGAUGGAAAUAAUGAAUCAUGCUAAUAGUCAUAAAUUAGCAUGAUUCAUUAUUUCAAGUAAAGGGUUAGGGUAAACUAAUUACGUCAUCAGGUCGAGCAGUAUGGAAACAAGACAGCUCCCGUCCAACACAGUCUAGUUUCAAUCUUUCAAUUUGGUUUCGACAUUGGUAGAUAUCAGGUCACUCUUUAUGAUCAUGAUUGUCCAAAACACAAUAGAAGACGUCCCACAACUCAUCGCUUUUUCUUCAACACAAUUCAUCAUCCCACAAUUCAUCGCUUUAACUUUGCAGCUUUCAAAAGAGCGAUCAAGCACUGGCUUGGCGAUAAGUGUAAUUGCCGGAUUUGUAAAUAACCAGAAUUGUAAUAUUGUUUUAUUUUUUCGUAAAGUUAUCUUUGUAAAUUGUUGGUAUAAAUUAGUAAUUAUAUUACUAUUGUUAAUAGACCAACUUUAAAUUUAAGAUUAUUAUCAUUAUCAACACAU